Molecule: messenger RNA, 1047 nt
Organism: Prorocentrum cordatum
Lineage: Eukaryota; Dinophyceae; Prorocentrales; Prorocentraceae
Source: the annotation of a GenBank genome assembly
AUGGACAAGGCCACGACCUUCCUGGGCCAGGCUGCCGAGAGCGGGGUCUCGGCUGCCCAGUACACGCUGGGGUGCAUGCUGCUGGACACCCCUCCACAGGACACGGAGGAGAAGAAGUGGGCCGCCCACUGGCUGAACAAGGCCGCCGAGCAGGGAAACAUGAAAGCCCAGCUGACCGUGGGGCGGAUGUUUCUCUUCGGCGUUGGCGUCGAAGAGGAUCCAGCCGCCGCCGCGGAGUGGACCUCCGCGGCGGCAAGCAGCGGCGAGCCGGAGGCCGAGUACAUGAUGGCAUGCCUGCUCCUGACCGGCACGGGGGUGGAGGCCAACCCCGAAUGGUCCAAGCACUGGCUCGAGAAUGCGGCGAGGAAGGGCAUCGUCGACGCGGGCAGGUGCAUGGAGUGGCUGCAGUGCGGGGAGGUCGCCCGCGCGGAGGCGCUCGCGGCCUACCACCUGGGCAUGCUGGGCAUCGAGGAGCAGGGCGCCCCGAGCCGCGAGCGGGCGCAGCGGCUGCUCAUCUCCUCCGCGGAGAAGGGCGAGGCGGACGCCCAGUACAUGCUGGGGAAGAUCUGUUUCUUCCUCUAUGUACCUGGACUCCCCCGACACGGAGGAGUUCUCGGGCGAGAAGCGGGAGGCCGCUCGGCUGCUGACCCAGGCCGCCACGCAGGGCCACGGCCGCGCACAGGUCCUGGCGGGCAAGGUGCACAUGUUCGGCAUCGGCGUCGAGAAGGACGAGCCCAAGGCCGUCGAGUUUAUCACCCUCGCGGCCGAGAGCGGCACGAAGGAGGGCCAGUAUUUGAUGGGCUCGAUGCUGCUCGAGGGCAGGGUGGUCCAGGAUCGGACAAGCCCCUCGCCGCCCAGUGGUUCGAGAAGGCUGCCCUGCAGGGCCACCAGAACGCGCAGUACAACCUCAGCCAAAUGCUCGCCACCGGCGACGGCAUCGAGAUGGACCGACGACGAGAAGGCGACCUACUGGCUGCAGCUCGCCGAGUCGCUGCGCCCCGGUCAGCAGCCCGCGCGGCAGACGCCCGCCAGGGAGGAGCCCCAUGA